Messenger RNA from Trypanosoma grayi, 2328 nucleotides. RefSeq lists its product as hypothetical. The transcript has a single exon. The coding region runs from base 1 to 2328 and encodes 775 amino acids. The record is from RefSeq and is a predicted model, not a curated record. Lineage: Eukaryota; Euglenozoa; Kinetoplastea; Trypanosomatida; Trypanosomatidae. Gene Ontology annotation, cellular component: centrosome; ciliary basal body. Gene Ontology annotation, biological process: epithelial cilium movement involved in determination of left/right asymmetry.
AUGAUCCCUUCUUCGUCACACCACGCAGCGGGGAACGCUGUGGCGUCGCCCACCGCCACCGCCACCGCAGCUGCUGCUGCAACCUCCGCUGGCGGUGGAGCUCUGUCCGUUUCGGAGCUGCGUGCAGGAAUGCAACAAUUUCUGCGGUCCAGUGGGGCUCUAGGCUCGCUCAAAACGCAGCUUCGCAGUGUCAUUGUGUCCGAGUUGCUAAGGCGGCGGCAAGGCUUUUCAGACACUGCCGCAGUGAUAAGGAACGGGCGCGAAGAGUCAGAUGAUGAUGAUAGCGCAUGGACGCAACGCCUCGCGGACGCACUCGUGGAAAAUCACCUCCGUCUCACCAACCGGACCUUCUCCCUUGCCAUUUUCAGCAGCGAGGCGGACGUCUCCUUCGGGGCGGCUGGUGACGACGCACUGGCAGGAAUGCUGCACUUUAGUACUGCAGCCACGCAGCGGCAGGACACAAGUCUCUUCCAGCGCGUCGUAGAGAUGCACAUGCGACAAGUAGGUGACUCACGCGGACGGCCGCCGGGCUCCGCAGUUGGAACGCAGACAGACGCUAAUGACCCCACAGCAUCGUCGCCUCCGCCACUCGAGAUUCGCCUCGCGGCGGUUGACGCAAAGUACGCGCUCCGCUUCUCCCAACUCGGGCAGUCGACGCGUGAGGAAGUGGACCGCCGCAUGGCUGCCUACCGCCAGGAACUGCAGGCACAGAUGGAACAAGCGUACCAGCAGCGGCUGCGGGCGUUCGAGCAGCAACAGCUGCAUGAGGUGCGGCGCGCCGCGGAGGAUCACUACGGUGUGUUGCUGCAGCACAAAAUGGAGGAGCUGCGUGAGGUAGAGCGAGCGAGUGUGCGGCGCGUGGAGUCGGAGCAGGCAAGAUUGGCCCAGGCCCGUGAGGAUCUGGAGCUCCAGCGUGUUGAACUGGACCGGCGGCACCGCGAGCUUCAAGGGCUGCUGGAGGAACGUGACAAGGCGACAGCGGCGUUAGAGGGCCGUCUCCACGACGCGAAGCAGCAGAUCCGCGUCCUGACGGCGCAGGCGCAGCAGUACGAGGAGCUCUGCGGAGUGCGGCUCGCCGAGGCGGAUGCGGCACGCGAUCGGGAGUGGCGCCGCGUUGAGGAUCUGCGGCGGCUGCAGGCCGAGCACGUCGCGGAGCUUUUGUUGAAAGACGAGGAGAUCAGCCGUCUGCGCUUUCGUGUCAAGUCGCUCAUCGGCGCACAUGCUGUCGCCGGCUGGCGUGGCGAAGCGGAGGAGGGGAGGACCUCCACGUUACGCGACGUACUCGAAAAGGCAGAGGAACUGCAGCAACGUGUGUCCGCGGCGAUGCCCCCUUCAGCAGCAUUUUCCACACAGCCACCUCAAACGCGUGAGGCUACGUGGCAAUCGGCUUGGAACUUAACGAGGUCGCCGCCACCAGCAGCUCCAGCCGCAGCAACAACAACGACAGGAACAAAACCAGCAACCGCUGUGGGGGAGGGGGAGCUGGACGACACGGUGGCGCAGCAGCAAGGGGUGACUCCAGUGGGGGCGUCUGUCAUUCAAGACGUCCUGCAGCGAACGGAGGAAGAUGAGAAAAGGGAGAGAGUGGCAUUAGCCACCGCACUGCCUGAUUCCACAUCACCUGUUAUUGCCACUCCUCCUCCUUCUGCUGCUUCUGCUCCGCCCGACAGUCCCGCUGCGGCCAUAGCGGUACCACUUCGGGAGGUGGAAGAGACGGAGACAAGGGCGACGGAAGGUGGCGGCGAUGAUGAAAGCGAGGAACGGCGCAGGAGUGCAGUAAAAGAAGAGACCGCGAGAAAUGAGAAAGCACCUACCUCUUCCUCAUCACCGACACACUCGAAGGGAUCAGUCGAUUCUACGCCCAAGGGCCACUCAUCCACUCAGUCAUCAUCGUCUUCGCCCUCGUCCUCCGCGUCCUCGCCGCCAUCCGCGGACAAGAAGGCGGUCACUGCAACCGCAGCAACUGCAACGGUGCUCUCAACUCCUGCGUCGGUGUUUGCCGAACAAAAUUCAUUGUGUCGCGAAGAAACAAGCGGACGCACAGCCAUCGAGGCUGACGAGGACACUGGCCGCCGCGGGAUAGCGUGGGCUGCAAAUUCACAGCGCUCAGUUCUGCUCCAACGGCAGGCAGACGAGCGUGACGGCUCUGACGACGACGGAAUCGGGAGACGAGGAAUUCCGUCGUUAGGCACGUUUGCGGCUUCGGCCCGCCAACGACAGCUGACAGAAGAGGUGGCGGCAAACACACUUUUCACGCGAGAUUCGGAUGAUGAUGUUGACAGCGAUAUUUUGUUCGGCCGCCGGGGAAGCAGCGAUGAAUCCUUUUGA